AUGGACAAAAAAAUCAAGGCUUCGCAACUCAAAAAGAGGAUCGCAGUGGAAGGCCUCAAGACGCUAGAACGUUUUCAAGCGGAGUUUGUGCCCGAAUUUGCAAGCCAGAUUCCAGAAGCGUUGGAGGAUUUGGACAGGCACAAGUCAGGGUUUUUCAACUCGAUUGAGAAACUCGAAGAGCUGGAUGAAAACGACGCCAGCAUCGAGGCAUACAUCCAUGAGAGGAGUGAUUUUGAGGAUCGUCAUCGGAAGCUGAAAUCAUUCCUACGGGAAAACCAACCGAAGGAAGUGGGUACGCUACACGACACGACGGGUUUGGCUUCCUCGACGCUUGCCUUUUUUCGGCCAAACGCUUCUAACCUACGUCUGCCAAAGAUCGAGCUUCCAACGUUUGAUGGAGACCAUACAAGAUGGCUUUCGUUCCGAGAUCGGUUCAUAGCCAUGAUCGACGCGUCUGCAGAACUUCCCGCCAUCGCUAAGCUCCAGUACCUGCUUUCAUCGCUAAAGGGAGAAGCAGCUUUACCCUUUGAGCACACUCCUUUAACAUCCGACAACUAUCCAGUUACGUGGGCGGCACUUCUGAAGCGGUACGAUAAUUCACGGUUGUUAAUCCGUGAAUAUUAUCGUAAAUUGCACCAUCUUCCAGGUGUGCAAUCGGUGUGCGUUGACAAGCUUACGCAUUUAGUGGACGAAUUCACUCGCUUUGUCAACGGAUUGGUGAAGCUGAAGGAACCGGUGGAUGCAUGGGACACGCCGCUUUCGAAUAUGCUGAUGAUGAAGCUGGAUCGUGAGACGCUGCUGGCUUGGGAAAAACAUUCCGUGCAUUUCCCAAAGGAUAAGUACAAGGAUGUGAUCGCUUUUGUGCAGGAUCGGAUCCAGAUCCUAAAAUCAACGAAUGAUUUUGCAUGUGAGCAUCUUGGUAAUGUAAGAAAGGUGGCCGGCAAUCAUCAUCAGUCAGUGCAAAAAAGGUCCAUCGCAAAUGCAGCUGCAUCAAACGCGACACUUUCCUCACCCCCGGCUCAUUCUCAGCAAUUGAAGUGUCCCUUAGCAUGCACCGACGCUCAUCUUCUACGUAACUGUCCGAUAUUCAUCGCUAAGGAUGUUCAGCAGCGACGAGAUGUCGUUACAAACAAGCACCUGUGUUGGAAUUGUUUGAGUGGCACUCAUCACGUCAAAUCAUGCAAAUCUGAUUAUUCGUGUAGAACGUGCCGUCAACGUCAUCAUACACUUCUGCAUAUCACUCCGGCCACAGCAGUUACCAUGGCAGCACAUUUGGAUGACGAUAAGGUGUUUCUAGAGACGGCACAGAUUGUGAUUCGAGAUGAUUACGGUAAUGAGCAUGAGGCAAGGGCUCUACUGGAUUCGGGGUCCAUGUCUAAUUUCAUCUCUGAGGAAUGCGCUCGCAAACUAAUGACCAACCGCAACAAGGUCAAUAUUGCUGUUUCGGGCAUCGGAAAUGCGGUGGUACAUCAAGUAAGGGGUUCGAUCGUCGCUACAGUUCGGUCCAAGAAUCAACCCUUCGCUACGGAAAUGGCUUUCUUGAUUUUGGACAAGCCAUCAGCUGCCAUCCCUACUUCAUUUUCGGACAUCUCAUCGUGGAAAAUGCCAGAUGUGGCAUUAGCUGAUCGCGCCUUCAACGUUCCGGGGGAAGUCGACAUCAUCAUCGGAGGCGAUACUUUCUGGGAACUUCACACCGGUUGCAAACGCUCUCUCGGUAUGGGAAGACCGUGGCUGGUGGAAACCCAUUUCGGUUGGGUGGUCACCGGGAACAUUCAUCAUUCAUCGCCUGGUCCGCGACUGUGUCAUCUCGCAGCAAACGACAUACCAUUAGAAGACAUCAUGCAGCGGUUUUGGCAGAACGAAACCAUAGCCGAGGAUACUGUCUUAUCGGUGGAAGAAGAUGCCUGCGAAAGACACUACGUGGCUACUACCGUCCGCAACACUUCGGGGAGGGGAUUCAAAAAACACAGCAGAUCGCAGGCUUCGUUGUAUGGAACGUCGUCUGAGCGAUAA
This is a messenger RNA of Anopheles funestus (African malaria mosquito), 2013 nucleotides long. RefSeq lists its product as uncharacterized. Lineage: Eukaryota; Metazoa; Arthropoda; Insecta; Diptera; Culicidae. The transcript has 2 exons. Bases 1 to 2013 code for a protein of 670 amino acids. The record is from RefSeq and is a predicted model, not a curated record.